Microsporum canis CBS 113480 is the source of this 1953-nucleotide messenger RNA. RefSeq lists its product as hypothetical. The coding region runs from base 1 to 1953 and encodes 650 amino acids. Gene Ontology annotation, molecular function: 7S RNA binding; protein binding; ribosome binding. Lineage: Eukaryota; Fungi; Ascomycota; Eurotiomycetes; Onygenales; Arthrodermataceae. Gene Ontology annotation, biological process: SRP-dependent cotranslational protein targeting to membrane. Gene Ontology annotation, cellular component: signal recognition particle, endoplasmic reticulum targeting. The record is from RefSeq and is a predicted model, not a curated record. The transcript is spliced from 4 exons.
AUGGGGACUACUUUACAGAGCAUAAGUGCUCUCAUGCAAAAAACCACAAUAAACGAUCAUGAAGAAUUUAUCAAAGCUUGCAACUCAAUAUUAAAAAAGUCUCGAAACGAUGUCGAUGCGCAACAUAUCAAAACAAUUGCGCUUAUAAAGUUGGAUCGAUUUGAGGAUGCGAUUCGCGUAAUUGAAGAAGGGGGUGACGCGUUGAAGAAAAUAUUGCCUCUUGAAUGGUCUUAUGCGCUAUAUAAAUCUGGGAGGCUAGACGAGGCAACGGCAAUUGCGGCCUCUGUUGGUUCGGAAAGGGGUGCAAAACAUGUUGAAGCUCAAGCGACGUAUCGAGCGGAAUGUUUUGACCGAACUGGCAAGAUCUACAAAGAUCUACUCAGCAAUGAGAGAGCCUCCGCGGAAGAGCUCACUGAUUUACAAAUAAAUAUAACCGCAACCGAAGCCCAGAGGCUUUGGGCAGAGCAAAAUAAUUCUAUUGGAAACUUGGUGCCAAAGAGUGAAAAUCUAGACGUUUUCGAAGCCGUAUACAAUGUGGCAUGUCAACACAUAGCCAAGGGCCACUACGAGAAAGCUCACGCGUUACUGAAGAGAUCAAAAGCAUUAUGUGAGGCAUCAGAUGAACUGUCGCCUGACGAUAAAAAAGCCGAGUUGCUGCCCAUUAUAAUCCAAGAGGUAUAUCUUUGUUUACAACAAGGGAAACUUGAAGAGGCGGAUACUCUUAUUAGGGAAAUAAAUUUUGCGGACAUCACGGAGCCUUCUACUAAAAUCAUUGCUGAAAACCUCGCUCUUCUCACAACCCGUCGAAACGUCAACCCAUACCUGAAAUACAAAUUUUUUAACAGCACCUCAAGGCCAACUGAUAACGAUAAAUUCUUCUUCUACCAAAAUGACAUCUUAUGCAGAAAUGCUUAUAUUAUUGAUCUUAUGGUCCAGAAAUUUGAUGGAGUUUCAAGGUCAACACUGAAAACUCUCUCACAGCAUCGUUCCCCAUCUCUUUCCUCAGACAUAAAUUCACUCGCCGUGUUCAACGCUGCCGCGCAUACCCAUGGAACAGUAAGCAAAAGUGCGAUAAAGAAAACAUCGUCUCUUGUCGAAACGCGCCCCCAUGAUCUCGGCCUUAUUCUUCUUCUUACUCAGCUUCACGUGGUAGAUGGAAAUAUCAAUGCCGCAAUAUCAACUCUAGAGGAUUAUUCAAAUAGAGUUGAAGAAGUCAGCAACGACUCCAGUCUGAUGGUUCGAUUCAGUCCUGGCUUGGUUAACAUCCUAGUCACUCUUUACAGGACUCAAGGUCGCAAGCAUCGCAUAAAUUCUGAAUUAUCAAAAGCUGCCAAGUAUUGGCAGAAGAAGAGCCCAUCCUGCCAGCCCAUACCGCUUCUCCGCGCUGCUGCAAUUUCUCUAUUUAACUCCCACAACCCCUCAGACAUAUCUACCGCCGCCGAAAUAUUCGGUCAUCUCCACUCUACUGAUGACACUGAUCGUAUUGCAACUGCCGGCUUUGUUGCUUCUCACGCAAUCACCUCCCCUGACCUUGUUGAGUCUAGUGUAAAAACACUUUUGCCAGUCCAAGAGUUAAUCGCGGGAGUAGAUGUUGCUGGUUUGGAGGAAGCUGGUGUUCAACUGCCUGCUAGCACAGGAGUAUCUGCGUUGAAACAAGGCCAAAAACGACGCGCGCCAGAUGCAGUGCGGAAAAACAAAAGAGUUCGAAAAGCAAAGAAUAUGGAUCCAAAUGAAAAAGUUGAUCUAGAGAGAUGGCUUCCGUUGAGAGAUCGAUCCAGCUACCGACCUAGGGGGAAAAAGGGCAAACAAAAGGCAGCCGAUAGGACUCAGGGUGGCGUUGUUAAUGAAAAAACUGAAGACGGCAACGGCUCGUCCACGCCUGCAAAGAGCAGUAGCCAGGUAAUUUCGGGCGGUGGAGGCGCGAGGAAGAAAAAGGGAAAGGGAAAGAAGUAA